Endocarpon pusillum Z07020 is the source of this 2484-nucleotide messenger RNA. RefSeq lists its product as uncharacterized. The transcript has a single exon. The record is from RefSeq and is a predicted model, not a curated record. Bases 1 to 2484 code for a protein of 827 amino acids. Lineage: Eukaryota; Fungi; Ascomycota; Eurotiomycetes; Verrucariales; Verrucariaceae.
AUGGACGCAUUAAAGCCAUCUCCGCUUACUUUCACAGCGGAAAGAGUCCGCCAAAUAUUGAGAGAUCAUUACAGUAGCGACCCAAGGACAAUACCCUAUUUCAACAUUAGAGGGACUGCUGCUUCUGCCAGGGGCCGUUUGGCUGGCACGGAUUUGUAUCACGCCGAUGAAGCAACUCGUGUGCAGGCCAGGCAGCUCAGCGCUCAACAUACCUGUCAACAAUACCAUUCAGCUGGCCGUGACUUGCGCAACCAUAAUGUUAGGUUGGAUCUUGAAUCCUCUCAUCUAUUGCAAUGCCAUUUCCCCCAAUACAAGACAGAAGCCUAUCCUGAGUACCGUAGUCUCACAGAGGAUGAUAUCGUCGAGAAGACCUGCAAGCUUCUCUGUAGACUACCAUCAAUCCCCCUGCCGCUGGGGAACGUGACAUCUUCACUUAUCUUUCGAAGUAUAUCACCGGAGUAUCUUGUUCAGCCCGAUACGCCAGCGAGAUGGAGCAACCUGAAAGCCGUCCCCUAUAUUAGCACAAUGGUCAUUCUAUUGGCCCUUCUGAUCAUCUCGGCUCGUACUUACCAUGAGAGCUGGGAGUUGAUCUCUUACGAAGCGUUACGCGAAAUUCCGAAUACUUUCAUUGAAUUGUUGGAGACCUCAGCAAGCCUAUCGACAUGCGCAACUUCUGCAGCUGAUGCCCAAGCCUGGAUGGUUGUGCAGUCUUUUCUUUGGGCCUCAUGGCAACGAUACAUCAUGCUAUUUCGAUGGUACGUUUUGGGUCUGCAUCUUCAAAAAGGCUUCGACCCCCAAAUUAUGACAGCUUUCUCCUUGCGACAAUACAGUGACUUCAAGGAGCCGGGAGAGGAAAUUGAACAAGGCUUAGACUCUGCACAUGAGUGCCCGCAGUACAUGUGCAAAUGGGCAUUCCGAUUAUUGCAAUCCGAUCGUUCUGCAGUCUGCCAGGAUUUCCGAAGAUUGUGCGCUGUAUUCGAGGAGGCUUUCCCUGGGCGUCGGCCUCGUUGUAUACUGAACUCAACAACUGUUGCUCUUCAAUGUGACGGCCUGUCCGUUGAUAACUGCCAAAGGUUCAAGGGACUCAAAAUAACCGAUCAAUCAGCACAUGCACAUGCACCCCAGCUUCCAGCUCGCUUAUGUCGGCCACUAUUCUGGGAUGAAACAUCAUACAGACGUGUGAAUGGCGCGCGGGCGGUAUGCAUCGACGACGAUCCUGCGGACAACCGUUUGAAAUACUGUGCAGCAUCUCGAGAUACUUUGACUAUUUCGCAUGUCUGGAGCCACGGACAAGGUGGAAGACCGGAGAUAAACGGCACAGGGCUGAAUGACUGCCUCCACAUCCGUUAUUGCCGUAUUGCUCGUCAAUUUGAAUGCACAUCGUACUGGAUGGAUACGCCUUGCAUUCCGCAAGAUCACCAUUUGAGGGCCGAGGCAAUAUCUUAUAUCAACGAAGUCUUUGCGAGAAGCAAAAUGACACUCAUAUGCGAUCGCGACUUGAUGGAACUGGAAGUCGAGGCUGGACCAAAUGAAGUGCAGAGUUAUGAAAGUAUCGUCGCUACCAUGCUCGUUUGUGAUUGGAACGUGCGUGCUUGGACUCUUCUGGAGUCGAUGCGCGGUAGGAGGCAUAUUUAUGUCUUAUGCAAGAACGAUACGGUCAUAUCCGUAAAAAAAGCGCUCGACGUGGUCCAUCAACGUGGUCACAUUGACCUUGCCACUCUCGCGCUGACCGCGCAGCACAUGUUGCCAUGGCUAGAUCGAUUGUCGUCUAGCGUACCAGGCUAUGAUCCAGACUUGCUUCCGUUAGGAAUUCCGGAAGCGACUCUCCUGCUCGUCAAUCGACACGCUUCACGGAGUGGUGACGAUGUCGUUAUAUGGACACUGCUUACCGGAUCCCAGCCAUUCUUCGAUCCGAAAGACUUUUGGGUCCACAUAUGGAGGACGCUGAGAGAAGUUCCAACUGGGUAUCUGUUUUCGGAUGUUCCUAGGUUGCAACAUAUCCCGGGCCUUCGCUGGGCUCCGAGCCAACCUCGCCGUGCCAACUCUGUUCGAGCUUUCCGAUCAUCCAUACCACAACAUCGGCCAAUUCCUUCUUUGGGGCAAUUCUAUGACGGAGAGGGCACUCGACACGGUCGUGUUGAACGCGGUGGGGCUUUCGCAGCAGUUUGGCAAGCAUUCGAGCUCGUGGUAUGCAGUAUAGUGCAUACUGCCCCAUCUGGAGACUGUUCAAAAAGUCAGCAGGUUCUUCAAGACAUCAGCCAACAGUCCAGGCUGGCAGAUUCGCGCAUUCUUCUUCUUCGACCUGCUUCAUACUAUCCCUUUAGUGAAAACCAUUCCGUGUUAUACAAUGGCAAUGGUGGCGGGCCACUCAUUGCUGUUCUCUCGUAUAAGACGGAAGGAGUCUGGAUAUGGCGUGGAUUAUAUGAAUGGCCGUUGGACGUAGAGUUACCGACAUUUCGUGAGCAGCAUCUGCGCAUCGUCUAG